Molecule: messenger RNA, 4266 nt
Organism: Salvia miltiorrhiza (redroot sage)
Lineage: Eukaryota; Viridiplantae; Streptophyta; Magnoliopsida; Lamiales; Lamiaceae
Exons: 9
Coding region: 1-4266 (1421 amino acids)
Molecular function (GO): nucleic acid binding; RNA-DNA hybrid ribonuclease activity
Source: RefSeq, a predicted model, not a curated record
AUGGAGCCCUUUAUUGUGGGUCCCUUUCUUAUGAUUGGUGAUUUCAAUUCUAUUUUGGGGGCUCAUGAGCGUUGUGACGAGUUUCGUGCUUUCAUUGAGGAUCAUGAUCUAAUUCAGCCGGAGUCCACUGGUCCUUUCUUUACUUGGACGAAUCAGCGGAGGUUCCCUUCUCCGAUUAAGUCGGUGCUGGAUAGAGCUCUUUUAUCUCAGAAUUUCUCUGACAUUUGGUAUUCUUCUGCUGUUCUGGUUUUUUCUAGGCUUGGGUCUGAUCACUCUCCCAUUAUGUUGAGAUGCCAGGACACGGCUUCUGCACCGGCAGGUCGUCGGUUUCGUUUUUUGAAUAUGUGGUGCUCUCAUGAGGGGUUCUUGGAUCACGUCAGAGCCUCUUGGUCUUCGCCAUUGGAUAGUCUCUGCCCGAUGGUCCGUGUGAUGAAAAAGUUGAAACGUCUUCGCCCGAUCCUCAAGGCCUGGAACAUGGAUACCUUUGGGAACUACAAUACUGCCUUAGCUGAGCUGCAGCAGGAUUUGAGCUCCCUUCAAGAGGGGAUUGACGAGCAGGGCUAUACGGAUGACCUCUUUGAUCAGAAGGUCAUCCUACAGGCUCGUAUUGGCACUGUCCUCUUGCGUAAGUCUGAGCAUUUGCAGCAGCAAAGUUGGCGUCGUUCCAAUCAAACCAUCAAGAAGCUCAGUAUUGAUGGUGUUAUCUCGGAGGACCCGGCUACCAUGGCGGCUCAUGUGAUUCAUUUCUAUGAAGAUCUUUUUUCUGAGCCGGACUCUGGAGUGGUGGACAGGUCCUGGAUUUCUGGUUACAUUCCCUCCUCUCAUUCUUGGGAGGUGGUGGAAGAGGACAUGGUGGCCGCAGUGAGACGUUUUUUCUCUAAUGGUUAUCUUCAUCAUGGUCUUAAUUCCAAUUUGCUUUAUCUUCUUCCCAAGAAGGUCGAUACUGUUCUUGUGUCUGAUUACCGCCCUAUUGUGCUUGGAAACUUCUUCUUCAAAGUCAUCACCAAAAUUAUGGCCUCUCGGUUGAAUGCGGUGGUGGCAGAGAUUGUUUUGGCCAAUCAGUUCGGUUUUAUCUCGGGUUGCUCUAUUCAGGAGUGUAUUCUGCUUGCUUCGGAAUGUGUCAACUGCAUGGAGCGUUCGAUUCAAGGAAGGAAUAUGGCCCUGAAGGUCGAUAUCAGGAAGGCUUUUGACACUCUGAGUUGGGAGUUUGUUGAUGUUGUCCUGGACAGCUUUGGUUUCCCUCCUAUUUUCCGGCAGUGGAUCAGAGUCAUUUUUCAGUCGGCUCGGAUUUCUGUCCUCUUCAAUGGGGAACAACAUGGGUUCUUCAGCUGCUUCCGUGGGGUUCGGUCUCAUUUUCUGUUUGGUUUGGCUGAGGACGUUUUGAGCCACCUUCUCUUGGAUGCUGCGGAUAGGGGCCUUAUUGCUCGUAUGUGGAUGUCUCGAUCCAUGCUCUUUUAUUCCUAUCUUCGGUAUGCUGAUGAUGUUAUUUUAUUCUGCAAGGCUGAGAGGCGCAGUUGCAGGAUGAUUGAGUCUAUUCUCCAAAUUUAUGCUUCCGUCUCUGGUCAGUUCUGCAAUAAGGCUAAGUCCACUAUUUACUUUGGCAAAGGCGUUCCCCUUCAGCUGCGUCGUUCGCUUCAGCAUGAUUUGGGCUUCUCCACUGGCUCUCUGCCUUUCGUCUAUUUGGGAGUCCCUAUUUUUGCAGGUCGGGCCUCCUCUGCCCGGCUGACUUGCAUUAGAGACCGCAUUAUUGCCCAUUUUCCUAGAUGGCAAGGCAUUCAAUUGUCCAUGGCGGGCUGCAUUUGCCUGGUCAUCUCGGUCAUUCAGAGUGCGGCAGUUUAUAGCAUGUUGAUUUACAAGUGGCCGGCUAAGCUGCUACAUGAUUUGGAUCACGCCUGUCGGUCUUUUAUUUGGACGGGCAGCACCACUACCAAGCCAAAAACUUCGGUGGCUUGGAAUAGGGUCUGUGCUCCUAAGAACCAAGGUGGGUUAAAUGUCAAGUCUUUCUCCCACAUCAGUCAGAGCUUCAUGCUUAGGUUGGGGUGGUUGUUGAUUACUUCGGACUCCAUGGGUUUUCAGUUGUUCCGACAGUGUUAUUUGGAUUCUUGUUUGCGGCCUCGCUCUCCUUGGUUUACUUCCACGAUCUGGUUGGGCACUCGGGAGUCUAUUCGUUCUUUGGUUAGUGACACGUAUUGCUCCAUCGGCUCUAGUUCUGCUAUUCUUUUAUGGAUGGAUAGCUGGUUAGGCUAUAGGCUCAUUGACAUGAUUGGGAUUCCAACCGCGGUUCACCAGUUUCUCAUGCAGCCGAUCUCGGGCUAUUACUUUGAUGACUCCUGGCAUUUCACCCUAGAUUUCUUGCAUGCUUUUCUGGACAUUGCUUUUGACAUUGUCUCUGUUCCUAUCAGUGGUGGGGAGGAUCGUUGGGCUUGGAUUCAUUCUUAUUUUGGGGAGGUUUCUUCUUCGCUUGCCAUGCAUCAUGUUCAUCCUAGUUUUCCGGCGAUGGAUUGGGGCAAAUGGAUUUGGGCACCGUUUAUUCCGGUGCGCAGGUCUAUUGUUACUUGGCGAGUUAUUUUGGGCCGUCUCUCUACAGCUAGUUCUAUGAGUCGCUCUGGGUACAUUGGUUCGGGGUGGUGCCCUCUCUGCAGGAAAGCGGGGGAGGAUAUUGAUUAUCUUUUUUGGGAGUGUGCUAUUGCUAGACAUGUCUGGAGCUCCCUUUUCACUUGGUUCAGGGUCGAUGGUUCAUCGAUCUAUAAUAUUGGGAGUCUAAUCAUUUGGGCAAUGAAAGUGCCUGCUAGCAAGGCUGUGUUCGAUGAGGCUCCGGUUUUUGCAGUGGCUCUGACGAUUCAGGUCAAAGCUUUCAUUCUGGAGGCUUCUCGUUUCAGUUUGGGUGAGAUGGCUAAUUUGGUUGAGGAGUUGCUUAUUCUUCAUGGUCUUAAGGUGCCGGGCAGACCCCGUCGUCUGACUUCCUACAUUUAUGUGUUCUGGCUUCUUUCUUCUCCUCCGUGGCGGAAGAUCAAUAUUGACGGCUCGGUUCAUGGCUCACCUCCUCUCAUUCAUGCCGGUGGGGUUAUUCGGGACUCUUCAUCUGUGGUGGGUUGCUUCUAUUUCUCUGCUGGUCGUGGUUGGGCUUUCGAGGCUGAGCUUCUUGCCCUCAUCAUCGCCUUGGAGCAGAUUGUGAUGAAUGGUUGGGAUUAUGUGUGGAUUGAGACGGACUGCACUUACAUGGUUGAUCUUUUCCGCUUUCGUUCCAGUACCGUCCCUUGGAGGGAAGGGAAUCGUGUUGCGGAUUUCAUGGCUUCUUCGAUGGCGAACGAGGGUUUCUGGCCUUUUGCGAUCCCUGAUAUCCUUCAGCUGUUCAUUUUCCCUGUGUCUCUGGUUUGUGUUCGUCUUGGUGGUUGGCUUGGUCCCUCUUGUUCUACGGUUCUUGAGAUGAGUAAGAAGUCUAAGGUUCUUGUGUUCUCAGUCUUCGUGUUGGGUGCGGCUGGCUUCUGCCUUACUUGGUUUGGUGGCGCUCUGGUUUGGGGUUGGUUGCGUUUGCUUGUCGUUCCCGUGUUGGUGCUUUGUCGUUCGUCUGUCGGUGGCUUCCCGUUUUGGGUGGAGUGCUUUGCUGUGGCUCCAUACAAAUUCCCACACGCAAUGCUCUUCGCGCUACAUGCCCUCAACAAGAACCACAUUGCACGUCUUCGGUUGGUUGAUAGAAGAGAGAAUUGCGUUCUUGGAAGGAAGAAAGAUUUUGCCCGCGCCUACUACCACAAUGACAAGCCUGAAUUCAUCAAAAUGUGUUUGUUGUUUGGUCUAGAUAAUUUGAAGACGGAGAAGAGCCAUUCUCGCGAUGUUAUUCUUAUAAGUGAUUCGCCAAUCGUGAAGCACGACAACCCUUCGGAUAAGGAUGAUUCAAGUUCAUCCAACGAUGAAAUCACCUCCCUGAUGAUACUUGCUAACAAAAAGCUUGCACGAUGUCUCUUCGUGGAUGAAAAUGCCCCACGCGACUCGGAGUCGAAGGAUAGUACUACUUUUACCAUUUGGAAGUGGCCGUCGAUCGAAAAGAGGCUCAACUUUCCAGGAAGAAACGCAUUCGCUCAAAACCCCUCGGCCAUCGGUAUGGACCCUCCCCGUGUCAACCCUCCUCACGUGGACCCUUCCCGUGUGGCCCGUGGAGCGGUGAGUGCAAGUGAGCUGACCACAACGUCGAGGCCAGCUCGUGUGCAUCGUCUUGGUCCCCGUGGAAGUAGGCCACAAGAGGCUCAAGUUGUUUUUGCUCUAUAUUAG